Messenger RNA from Pseudoliparis swirei, 995 nucleotides. Its product is annotated as cytochrome c oxidase assembly factor 5. Gene Ontology annotation, biological process: mitochondrial respiratory chain complex IV assembly. Gene Ontology annotation, cellular component: mitochondrion. The transcript is spliced from 4 exons. NCBI's taxonomy places the organism in Eukaryota, Metazoa, Chordata, Actinopteri, Perciformes, Liparidae. The record is from RefSeq and is a predicted model, not a curated record. The coding region runs from base 488 to 715 and encodes 75 amino acids.
UAAUUAAGAAAACUGACUAAAAUGAAAACUUAAUUUCUGCCUCGUCAUCAGAUUAUUCCAGGAUGCUUUAUUUUCAUUGGAUGCUGGAUUCAAUUUUACCCAGACACGUGGUUUUUUCUGAUUGGCUAUUGUGUAGCCCAUUUCUUUUUUUUGAUUGGCUGAUAAGUGGCUCCUCACAGCAGAACUCCAGGGGAGCGCUUGAUUCCUCCACGGUGAGGGCAGCGCGGCUCAUGUUGGCGCGCUGCGGCACAUUAAAACAUUAAAUAGCCGAGAGUUUUUUCAGCGUGAGAAAUACGAUGUGUGGCGGGAGUGCGUGACGUAAGACCGAAAUGCGUGAGUGUCACGCUCAAUGCGUGACACUUGAGAGCCCUGCAAGUUGUUGGAAGUCACAGCCAUUUCCUGCGUUGUGACUGUUCUUCUUUCACGGCUCAUGCCAUCCGCAUCGCCACGUUUGAUUGCUGAACAGCUGUGAAGAUUUUUUUCCACGAUGCCGAAAUACUACGAGGACAAAGAGGAAGACACCCGCGCAUGCGCCGGCGUCCGAGAGGACUUCAAGGCCUGUCUCCUCGAGCACGACUGCGUGCGGAAGGAGGGGAAGUUGCCCAGUGAGUGUGUGAAGGAAGGCCACUGCAAAGCCCUGCGGACGACCUUCUUCGAGUGCAAGAGGUCAAUGCUGGACACCCGGUCGAGAUUCCGAGGAAGGAAAGGCUAUUGAGGACCCGGAUGAGCAAGUGUAAAUAAGAAUACUGCAGAGUCGGAUCCUUCAUCAGUGCAAUUUCCCAACCUCAUCUGAAGUAUGCGUUUCAAGAAAGCAAAGGAUGACCACAUGCUGAAAGGAACAAUCUACUCAAAAGGACGACCAAUUCAGCAGCAGCGCCGUGGAGCUGUGUGUGUUAUGAGAAACUUUAUCUAAUGAAAUGAUGAAUACAUAUUGUAAAGUGACUUUUACAAUUUGACUGAAACACCUGAUUUCUAGUAUUAAAACUUUACAAUUA